AUGGGGACCUACAAAAAACCCACUUCCUUGAUCGGAGAGACAUUUUGCGAAACUUUUAGAUGCACACUUUUCAUGGAUCGGCGCCUCUCUCCUGGAAGUCGGGCCGAUGCCCUAACGAAGAGUCUCAAACCUAACGCAAAUCAGCUGCGUUGGUUGGCAAUUGAACCGCUUGUCGCAGCCGGUAAUUUGGUCGACUUGGACCACCUUCUCUUGGCGAAAAAACGUCUUUCAUACCAGCAAGCCGUUGCUCUCAACCAAUCCAGACUCGUCUACUAUCUCAAAUCUAUCGAUGCUCCC
Messenger RNA from Protopolystoma xenopodis, 297 nucleotides. Lineage: Eukaryota; Metazoa; Platyhelminthes; Monogenea; Polystomatidea; Polystomatidae. The record is from the annotation of a GenBank genome assembly.